AUGUCUUCCCUCAACACCCCCAACUUCGACGCUCCCCGUCCCAAGAGCAGCCGCGCCGGCUCAGACACAAGCUCCAUCUCGGCAGGCUCAGAGACCUUCACCCACAGAAGAGCAGUCUCUACAGACUGCCCGCGCCCCUCGAAGCGCAACUCGCAGUUCCUCUUUGGCGGCCGUUCUUUCACGGAUAUGGCACGCAGCGUCUUCAAGCGGGACUAG
Molecule: messenger RNA, 216 nt
Organism: Colletotrichum scovillei
Lineage: Eukaryota; Fungi; Ascomycota; Sordariomycetes; Glomerellales; Glomerellaceae
Exons: 2
Coding region: 1-216 (71 amino acids)
Source: RefSeq, a predicted model, not a curated record